Molecule: messenger RNA, 2196 nt
Organism: Mollisia scopiformis
Lineage: Eukaryota; Fungi; Ascomycota; Leotiomycetes; Helotiales; Mollisiaceae
Exons: 3
Coding region: 195-2129 (644 amino acids)
Cellular component (GO): cytoplasm; ubiquitin ligase complex
Molecular function (GO): protein binding
Source: RefSeq, a predicted model, not a curated record
CUCAUGGUGGAAAUGUCUGUCCGCCUCUCGAGCUCACGCCCUUCAGAAUAUAUUAUGGCAUACGAAAGAGCUAUCGAAACCACUUGAACAUAUCACGCCUCAUCUACGAGUACUUUGUCUUAUGGCAGGACAUCAACGAUUACGGUUACCCUCCCCAGGCAUUUCUAGAUAUUCGAGCAGACGCUGUUGCCGACAUGGUACUUCGCAAGGACCAGCUUGAAGUCCAACUGAAGGACGAACAUCAACUUAUUCGAGACGGAGUCCUGAAAGACGAAAGUCCACUUGAUGAUAGCCCUGAAUUCCACGACCUCUGCAAUGCUUGCCGCAUCGGAAAUUUGAAAGGUUGUCAAGAAGCAAUCACUUCUGGAGUCAAUAUUAACGCAAGAGAUUCUUUCGAUUAUACCCCACUGAUAUUGGCAAGUCUUUGUGGGCACUAUGAAGUUGUACAGCUUCUACUCGAAUCUGGGGCACUCUGCGAGCGAGAUACUUUCCAAGGCGAGCGGUGUCUCUACAAUGCACUGAACAAUCGAAUACGAAACCUCCUUCUCGAAUACGACUAUUCUAAAAGCACCGAUCCUCUGCAACCCUUUGCCUCGCACAUUACAUCUCUGCUUACCCGACAAGAGCCAAAAACAUCGGAUAUAUGCUUGACUGCUGGGCCUGAGCAAUGGAAUUUGCACAAACUCAUUCUUUCGGCGCGAUCACCAUACUUCUCCAAUAAGUUCGUCGCUGCUCCCGAGACAUCAGUAUCAAAGCUUGCUACGUCGAUACCUGCGGAAGCUUUUCAUAUCGCCUUGAGAUACCUAUACCUAGGUGGAGUUCCGGCAGAUUUGGAAUUGACCAACACAAGUUCUGUGACUGAAGAAGCUGUUUUCAAAGGAUUGGAUAAGAUCAGCAAACAGCUUGAAAUAGAUUCGUUAUGGCAAAGCAUAUUAUCAUCAACUGAUAGACGGUUGUCGCGGCAGAGGCAGCAAGAUGAAGUUGCCCGAGGACGAAUUCAGCUUGAGACGUGGUACAAGACCAAUGUUUUGAAGCACAAAGUACAUGUGGAUAGCAGCAAAGCACAAGAGGUUAAAUGGACUCGAGACAACGCAAUAUUUGCAGAUGUAUUGCUUCGAGCAGAUGUAGAAUCACCAGACGAACCAAAAUCCGGGCAAGAAACACCGACGGCAAGAAAUACACUAGGACCUCUCAAUGGAAUACCUAUUGGUCCAUCAUCAGCAUCAAGAUCCCCGUCAGUUGCGAGGAAAUCUAAGCAGACAGUUCUCUUUCCGGCUCAUAGAGCGAUGCUUCUGAGGUCAGAAUACUUUCAGGCAAUGUUCAAGUCAUCUUUCAUGGAAGCUCAGGUCACCGAGUAUCUUCAGAUCGUCAAUGUGGAUUGCACGCCAGAAGUGUUGGAUAUCGUUCUCAACUAUCUGUAUGCGGAGAAGACCGAUAUUCCCAUAGAACUGGCAUUAGAUGUGCUCUAUGUUGCGGAUAUGCUCUUCAUUGAAAAGUUGAAAACAAAAGCCGUUAUUGUUCUGAGCACAAUCGGGAUGGGAACUAGAACUCUUGCGGAUCACACACAUGUCGAGGCUGGACAAGAGCAAGAAAUCGAGGUCGAGCCAAUCAACGUCUACGAUGUCAUCCGUGCCGCUUGGACGUUGAAAGUGCAGCGGUUGGAAACUUUCAGUGCGCGAUAUCUGGCUUACAGACUCGAGGAUUACAUCGAUGAAGAUGACUUCGAAGAAUUGAUCAAAGAGAGUGCUUCGAUGAUUCAGAAACGGCAGGAAACUGACAGUAUCGAAUUGCUUGACGAUAUUCGAUUCUACCUGUCUGAGCGAUUUCGUCUACGUUUCGAAGACUCAGGCCUCGACGACCUCAUGGAUGAGAAUGGAGAAAUGAACGCCGAGGCAGCCCAAGCCAUAUCCGAGGGGGCUGAGAGGCUUGACGAGGCUAUUGACGUAAAGUCACCACCAUCAGAUGAGAUGAAACAAGUCGAUCCAGCUUCGAAUCCGUUCCUGAACGGUGAAAUCAAAACAUUGGAUGGAGAUAUUGCAGGAGACGAGUUCACUGCUGACGCUAUUAAUUAUCAAGUGCUGCUGGGCAAGAUCGACAGGCUGCUUGAGAAGUUGAAACUGGACGCGUAGAAAACCAAAGAUAGAUACAAGAAUAGACUGUACAAACAAUUCACGUCGAAUGGAUCCAUCCACAUGG